This is a messenger RNA of Anoplophora glabripennis (Asian longhorned beetle), 2533 nucleotides long. It is a transcript of the gene Cdc6, whose product is annotated as cell division control protein 6 homolog. Gene Ontology annotation, biological process: mitotic DNA replication checkpoint signaling; cell division; DNA replication initiation. The record is from RefSeq and is a predicted model, not a curated record. The transcript has 3 exons. Gene Ontology annotation, cellular component: nucleus. NCBI's taxonomy places the organism in Eukaryota, Metazoa, Arthropoda, Insecta, Coleoptera, Cerambycidae. Gene Ontology annotation, molecular function: ATP hydrolysis activity; ATP binding; DNA replication origin binding. Bases 192 to 2132 code for a protein of 646 amino acids.
UUAAGUGUUUAAAUAAGUUAAAUUAUUAUUUUUUCCUUUCAAACAUAUACCUAUUGAGAAUUCAUUAUAAAUCUAUCGUAUUUAAUCUGUGAAUUGGACUUGGUUAUAAGAUAAUAUCGGAGCAAUAAUCAUAUUUAUUUUAAAAGGUGAUGACGUGAUAUUUAUUGAAAUUGAACAUUGUGCCAUCAGCAAUGAAAAUGUAUACCAGGUCUUCCUCUAGACAAACACAAAAGCAAAAUAAUUAUAAUUCAAAACACGAAGAGUUGUUAGAAAGGCCUCGUAGACAAAUAAGGGAACCGAUGCCCCACAUAUUUUUUAGUGAUGAUAGUGAGGAUGACACUCGUACGGUGAAAGAUAAAUCUUCCAACAAAAAAAUUCAGAGACGAGUGACUAAAUCUAAAAUUACCUCUAGUGAUGAAAGCGACAAUGGAAGUAGAACGAGACAUGUGCCAUCGUCUUCUAAACAAGAACAGCUGCUUCAAGACAAGUUAUUGCUGAAGAAGACGACGAAACGUGUCACAAAACCUGACAUUAUUUUCAUCGAUGAUUCUGAUGAUGAGUGUAGAAGCUUGAGUAACCAAAUCCCGAAGCUGUCGACACCAAGAAAACAAAAAUUAAGAAGUUUAGAUCAUGAUCUCAAUCAAGUAAAUUAUGCAAGCCCACCAAAACAAAAGAAAACUACUGACGUUUCUCGAACACCAACACACAACAAAAUCGUGCAGAAGGAAGAAGUUCAGACCCCAUCUCGCUUACUUUUAAGACUGAAAUUGACUAGUCCGACACAUAGUAAUGGAGUUAUUGAAAAAGAAAAAGGGUCGAAUAGAAAGGAGUUGUUUAAAGAAAAAGAGAAAAUUAGUGCUGUUGAGAAUGGAGAACACUUUGGUGAAACGAAUGUUAAAAAGAAUGUAAAUUUUUAUAGAAAUGCUAGAAAAGCCUUGCACACCUCGUAUCCCACUGAUAUGCCUGGACGUGAGAAAGAAUUGAAUGAGCUGAAGGAGUUUAUAGAAACUCAUAUAGAAAACAAAACUUCUGGAUCUCUAUACAUCAGCGGUCCCCCUGGUACUGGCAAAACGGCAUCUCUCAACAUAAUUCUGCAAGAUGAUAUUAUAUCUUCGAAACUCCAUAAAGUUUACAUAAAUUGUACGGGUAUAAAGUCCGCAAAUGCGAUUUAUUCCAGGAUCGGAAAAGAAUUUGGUAUUAAAAUGACCGGAAAAGCUGAAAAGGACUCGGUCGCUGUUGAGAAUUACCUAAGAAGCCAAAGCAAAAUGAUCUUGCUUGUGCUGGACGAAAUUGAUCAACUGGAGAGCAAAAACCAGUCCAUCUUGUACACGAUCUUCGAGUGGCCGUCAAAACCAAACUCCCACCUGAUUUUAGUGGGAAUCGCCAACGCUCUAGACCUGACGGAUAGGAAGCUAUGUAGGCUUCAGGGUCAUUACAAAUUAAAACCAAAACUGAUGCACUUCGCUCCUUACACCAAGCAACAGAUCCUGCAGAUAUUCACGUCACGCCUGAAAUCUGCCGGCGUCCUUGAAGUUUUCUCCCCUCCCGCCCUGCAGAUACUAGCGGGAAAAUUUGCUGCGGGUUCAGGUGACAUCCGCAGAGCUCUGGACAUCGGCAGACGGGCGGUGGAGCUGAUCGAUCAAAGCAACAAAGAAGAUGUGUUGAAACCAGUCGAAAACUUUGUGGGUAAAGCAGAAAAGGAAGCUGAGAACAAACUGAAGAGUGUCGAGGUGAAACAAGUUGUGAACGUGUUGAAUAACAUUUACGGGACUUCACAGAACUUGGUGGACGAACCCGAUAACGCGUUUCCAUUGCAACAGAAGAUUAUUAUUUGUUCGCUCGUAUUAAUGCUGAAAAAAGCGAGAAAUAAGGAUAUUACGGUCGGGAAGCUUCACGAAGUGUACAAACGAGUGUGUACGAAGAGGAAUAUCUUGAACGUAGAUCAAGCCGAGUUUGUGGGCUUGUGUUCAUUGAUCGAGACUCGGGGAAUUAUCAGAGUUACGGGAAAGAAAGAGCCGAGGUUGAAUAAAGUGAACUUGGAGUGGGACGAAGAGGAGGUCGCUUCUGCUUUGAAGGACAAGCAACUGAUGUCUGCUAUUUUGCAAGACGAGAGCUGUUUGGGCAAGUUGUGAUCAUCUUAAGUGACUGACUAAGACAUUUAUUUUUAUUCCUUGAUAUUUAUUUUUAGAUUGUAAAUGUGCGUCAUUGCACUAAAUGGGUAUCAUAAAUGUAAGUUUUUUUACAGGUCAUCUAUAAUUUUAUUUACUUAUUGAUUUUAAUAUUGAACUGUUGUGAAUUUUAAGUCAGUGUCUGCGUUUUUAAAUUUUGUAAAAAUUUUAUCCGCUCACAAAAAACAAAUAAAAAUUUUUGAUAUAGCAUAAUUUAAUGGGACUUUUAUGUUAAAUCUAUGAUUUAUAAUUGGAAUCCAUAGAUUCGAAUAAAACAGCGUUUUAAAAGAAAAUAGUUUUUGCAAAUAUGCAGACUGAUAAUUUAGGUAAGGCCAAAUUAGGUAUUUUUGUUUGUAAAAUGUACG